Molecule: messenger RNA, 492 nt
Organism: Sphaerodactylus townsendi
Lineage: Eukaryota; Metazoa; Chordata; Lepidosauria; Squamata; Sphaerodactylidae
Product: tubulin polymerization-promoting protein family member 2-like
Exons: 3
Coding region: 1-492 (163 amino acids)
Biological process (GO): microtubule polymerization; positive regulation of protein polymerization; microtubule bundle formation
Cellular component (GO): microtubule
Molecular function (GO): tubulin binding
Source: RefSeq, a predicted model, not a curated record
AUGUCAGAGAUGGAAAAGGCCUUCCAUAAAUUUGCCAGUUACAGAAGAACAUCCAAAGUGGCCAAUGAUAUGACGGCCAAGAAUUUUUCCAAGAUGUGCCAGGAGUGUGGCUUGGUGGAUGGGAAGGCUGUGAACACGGAUGAUGUGGACAUCGCUUUCAACAAAGUCAGGGUAAAGGGGGCCCGUGCCAUCAACUAUGUUGAGUUCUUGCAGGCCAUGAAGGUUUUGAGCGCAAAGAGGUUCAGCAGCAAACUGCCAGAGGAUGCUUUGCAGGCAACUUUCAAGUUGCUGGAAGGCAAGGAACCAGCCGAUCUGGAACCAGUGAAACCCAUCACGGCUAGUGGGGUGGAGAGACCGACAAACACCAGCAAGCGCUUGGGCUCGGACAAGCAGCAUUUUGAUAAAAGCAGGAAGGACAUGGGGAUUUCCAAACUCUCAGACCUUGCUGAGGGCACCAGCAAUAUUGGGAACGUCGAGGAGCCUGGCACCUGA